This is a messenger RNA of Osmerus eperlanus (European smelt), 2881 nucleotides long. RefSeq names its product kelch-like family member 40a (gene klhl40a). Bases 153 to 1988 code for a protein of 611 amino acids. The transcript is spliced from 6 exons. The record is from RefSeq and is a predicted model, not a curated record. Gene Ontology annotation, molecular function: protein binding. NCBI's taxonomy places the organism in Eukaryota, Metazoa, Chordata, Actinopteri, Osmeriformes, Osmeridae.
AGCCUCGCCUGCAAGCUAACCAAACCUAGUUUUGUGACUCUCUUUGCGUAGCACUGUGAAUACUGGCAGCACUGUUCUGCCACGGGAAGCAAGUAGGGUGCCCCCCAUCCUAACUACUCCCACCCACAUUUUUGAACGAGGUAAAGGACAAGAUGGCCGCCCUGACAAUAGACCCGGUGGAGGAGCCACGAAUGUACCAGCAGACACUCCUUCAGGACGGGCUGUGCGACCUGCUGGAGAAUGACAAGUUUGUGGACUGCGUCCUCAAGAUCCAGGACAAGGAGUUCCCCUGUCACAGGUUGGUGCUGGCCGCCAGCAGCCCCUUCUUCAAGGCCAUGUUCCUCUCUGACCUGGAAGAGAGCAAGAAGAAGGAGAUAGUCCUCAAAGAUGUGGAACCCGGCGUCAUGGCCAUGAUCGUCCGUUAUAUCUACACCUCUGACAUUAACCUGACGGAGCAGAACGUCCAGGAUAUCUUUAUGGUGGCAAACAUGUACCAGAUCCCCUCCAUAUUCUCCGUGUGUGUCUCCUACCUGCAGGAGAAGCUGGUGCUGGGAAACUGCCUGGCUAUCUUCAGGCUAGGGCUCCUGCUGGACUGCCCCAGGCUGGCUGUGACUGCCAGGGAGUUCAUAUGUGAGCGCUACCACCUUAUAGUAAGAGACCAGGACUUUCAUCAGCUUGGCCCUGGAGAGUUAGCCGCCAUCAUUACCUCCGACGCUCUAAACGUGGAGCGGGAGGAGGUAGUGUUUGAAUCUCUGAUGGACUGGGUCAACUAUGAUAAGGAGGACCGGCUAAAGGACCUGCCCGAUCUGUUGCACUGUGUACGCUUCCGUCUGAUUCCUAAGGACUACUUUUCCAAAAAGGUCGAAGGCCACAAGUUGAUCCAGUCCAACCCAGAGAUCAAAAAAGAACUGCAGCUCAUCAAGGAUGCCCACAAAGGAGUUCUCCCCAAGGCCAAGAAGCCUGACGACAUGAAGUCUGGGGCAGAGGGCGGGGAAGAGAAAGAUGAAGACGAGGAGGGUCUGCUUCCAGGGAUCCUCAAUGAUAACCCUCGGUUUGGGAUGUUUGAGACGGACCUGAUACUGAUGAUCAGCGAUACAGGGGCUGUGGCAUACGACCCCGUGGGGAACGAGUGCUUUGUGGUGUCUGAAUCCACAGAGAUUCCCAAAAACCACUGCAGCCUGGUAACCAAGGAGAAUCAGGUGUUUGUGGCAGGAGGACUUCUGUACAAUGAGGACAACAAAAAUGAGUCCUUCAGCUCCUACUUCCUCCAGUUUGACCCUGUGAGUUCGGAGUGGCUGGGGAUGCCCUCACUGCCAAACCCUCGCUGUCUCUUUGGCCUGACCGAAGCAGAGAACUCCAUCUUUGUUGUGGGUGGCAAGGAGCUGAAAGAGGGAGAGCAUGUCCUUGACUCAGUCAUGAUCUACGACAGACAGUCGUUCAAAUGGGGAGAGUCAGAUCCUCUUCCGUAUACAGUCUAUGGCCAUGGAACUGUGUCACAUAAAGGGCUUGUCUAUGUCAUCGGAGGAAAGGCAGAAAGCAAAAAGUGCAUUAGGAGGAUGUGUGUCUACAACCCCACCAAGUUUGAGUGGAAGGAGUUGGCUGCCAUGAAGACAGCCCGUUCUCUGUUUGGGGUCACCGUCCAUAAAGACCAGAUCUACGUGGCGACGGGGGUCACGGACUCUGGCCUCACCAGCGUCGUGGAAGUUUAUGACAUUGCCACCAACAUGUGGUCUGAGUUUUUGGAGUUUCCCCAGGAGCGUAGCUCCCUCAGCCUGAUCACCAUGGAGGGGUGUCUGUACGCAGUGGCGGGCUUUGCCAUGAUGCCCAGUGAGACCAGCGAGAAGCCGGUACCCACGGAGAUGAACGACAUCUGGAGAUUUGAUGAAGAGGAAAACUGUUGGAAUGGGAUCUUGCGAGAGAUAAGCUAUGCAGCAGGUGCCACAAUUCUUCCUGUGAGACUCAACACUCUGCGUCUCACCAAGAUGUAAUCAUCAGUCUUGAAAGAAGAUGUUUCAUCCACAGAAUGAAGAUGCCACCGCUAAUGAACUGUUUCUGGGAAAAACACUUGCAGUAUGGAAUUUUGACGCUCCAUGAAAUUAAAGUUUUGCCUUUUGAACAAUUUCCAGUAGGGGGAGCUAAAAUACACAAAGUUUCACUAAUGCAGGAACAAGGGCCUUGACAUGAAUACAUAUUAAAAAUGACUGUCUUUAUGAAAGGUGUUUGUUUAAAUAGAAUUUGUACAUCUUUUCUUUGCUUUUUGCUAUGUUUUAUGAGCAGAAAUAAAAAACAAGAUGGUUUUCUGUAAAGGAGUUUUUGUACUCGUAACAUACAUGUAUUUAGGAUCCCUCUCAUAUGUCAGAUGGUACUACAGUAUGUACCUUAAGUUGUGAACAAUAGUAAUAUAUUGCACUUCAAUUGUUCUGAAAGGCUUUUCUUAGGCAAUGUUAACACCACCAUUUAUGAUAAUAAGAUGAAAGCUAAUGUGAUUGACAGAAUAGGACUUGACAUGAGCAUGUUCCCUAUGUUUCAUAGAAGUCAUAUAUUUGAUUCUUUGUUUCUUUGAUUGAGGAAGGAUCCAAGAAGUGUUUCAUCUGAGCCCAGAGUGAAGGAAUGUUUUUUUGUGUGUGUUUUUUUAUUUUUCUUCCUAUGAAAAUCCUGUCGCUCUUUACCCCGGUCAUCGCCUGUUUGGGAUACAAAGGGCAUCCAGGCGCUUUUGAACUUCAGUUAACUUUAAUCUUACUAAGGGAGAAGAUAGAAAAGAGAAUAAUACAACUAUAGCCUCAGUGAUUUGGGUGCUUGGCUUCUUGUCAUGGACCUCUCAAAAAAGUAAGUUCUGUGAAAUUAAAUCCCGCCACACUAAUAAAACAGUUACACUCUUCAA